GGUAAGACGGUGCUGCUCUGGAAGUCUUGCCUGUAUAAUUUAGGCGCUUCAAUUCUAAUCUCGUCACCUCUACAGUGUCCUUCUGCAUACAAACACACUACCGGCUCAAAUAUAAAAAGGCAGCGGAGACGUGCUACUGCACUCGAUCCCACCGAGCAAUUCAUCGCUUUUGUUUUUUGAUUUUUUCCCCCUCGGUGCAGUGUUAGUUAAUCUAUCCAAUCGCUAUCCUUUAAUUAUAAGAGUUGCAUAAAGUAAUUGCACUGCGGAACCGUGGCGCCAUUGACUGUAUUCAGUUACUUAAGAACAUUAAUCAAGUGGAAAACCAUUUUUAAUGGACAUCGCACAAUUUUCUUUUGAAACGAGACAAGGAAUUGACACGUUGUUGCAACAUGUCGCAUUUACCUGAAUGUUAUUUCAGAGGAUAGAAAACGGAAUUGUUUCUUUGACAUCUGGAUUGGAGCCAGGGCCAUAUGUUUAGGUAUAAUGCCUUCCUUAUCUGAUCUGAAAACCUUUAAAUUCGUGCCCGAUGGCAAAAGUCCGUGGGUACUUUGUCACCAGAGCAAUUAACAGGUAUGUUGUUGCGCCGAUCUAACAGGUAUCUUCCGGAUUAGGAUGGCCAGCGUAAGCUAAUGUAUCCAUUGGUGUGUAUCAAUAUGUAUCAACCAUCCGUAAGCAGAUCUGCAACUGCGCCAGGAUGGAGCGUCCUCAACGCUGGAGAUGACGCAAAUGACCCAGCUCCACCAAAAAAGUGUUUCAAGACGAACAUGGCGGCAACUUAACACAGGAACCAAGAUGACUGUUGCUGUCGAAGAACAGAUCCAAGGCGCUCUGCCCGAAAACGUAAAGGAGAACAUUUUUUCUGAAGCUGUAGGACCUUAUUUUCUUACAACAUAAAGCCGGAAUCGGCGGGUGGAGGCAGACCACAGCUGGUCCACGGGAAAGGGAGAGAGAUCAGCCUAGGAGAGACGCAGGGAGAAAGGCAUGCUGUCACUGGGAACUGUGUUUUUCUCCGGAGAGCCAUGCAGAAAGGGGAUGUGACAAUGCAUGGCUUAAUCCUUUUCAAUGCACUAACUUGUCGGGAAUAGCAGAGCAUCGCCGAGCGAAGCCGGGACCUCUUCUAUUGAAUCGUUUAAGAGGAAGAUAAGACGAGGCAAACCCCCCAAAGUCAAUGAAUAUUGUGGCAAAGAAGCCCUCACGGUGGAGUCGGCCAGUGCUGCGCUUUUCCAAAAUAUGACCAGAGGUGCUUGGAUGUGUCGACAGCAAGAUGACGGUUUAAAAAUCUGGCUUGCUCCCCGAGUGAACGAAAAGCCAUUUACAGAUCCAGAAAGGGCCCAGAAAUGGCGACUGUCCUUAGCAUCUCUCCUUUUUUUAACGGUUCUGCUCUCUGACCACUUGUGGUUCUGCGCCGAGGCGAAAUUAACACGGACUCGGGACAAGCUGGACAAGUUAGCAUUCGCGGACAUGGGCGAUUACCCAGCAGAAAAGCAUAUGUAUUCACCCAGCCUCCAUUUCCCACACGGCAGCCUCAGAAAAAGCGAAAAUGUUAUUUUUAUAGGAAAUUCUACUGGACGUUUCUGGCGGCCAGAAACUUGCCACCCCGACAGCUUAUCAAAAAACUGCUUUACUUUUGAUGACGCUGAACCUUUGUGCAGGAGUCUGUCUGACACCAAGGGGACGCAGUCGGUAGAUUUAAAUUUAAGCGAUUUAUACCUUUCUUUUUGUAACUCCUAUUCCCUUCUGGAUUUGUUUUACGGGUUAUCUAGUCUGGACAAUUUGAACUGCAGCCUUGACACGGUUACGGAUGGCGAUGUAGCAGGAUGCAGCCAGUGCGUCCAGGCGUACCAGCGCUACGACCAGCAUGCUCAGGAGAAAUACGAAGAAUUCGAGGUCCUGAUUCAGAAAUAUGAGACGGAUGCAUAUUCAGUGAGGACAUGCAUGGAGGAAUGCAAGAUGGUCUACAAAUCCUGGCUUUGCUCCCAGUACUUCCAGACGACACAGAUGCAUUGCAUUAACAAGAUCCCAUGCAAGCAAUAUUGCCUGGAGGUUCAAAAGAGGUGUCCAUUUAUAUUGCCAGACAAUGACGAUCUCAUUCACGGAGGAAGCCCAAGUUUUAUAUGUACAGGGCUUUUAGAAAAUCAUCUGUCCAACUCCAAGGCAGAGUGCUGCGACGUCCGAUGGGAUUUUAAACCCAAUAACCGUUCCGAAGGGACGGUAAAAAGGACUCAUCCCUCGUGCUACCACAAGACUUCAGUCACCACCUCGGCGGCAUCCAGACUCUGUAACACUAGGCUGAAACUCUGCAUGCUGGUCCUGGUGCUUUUACACACCAUCUCCACGUUGACUGCAGCACAGAACUCCAUGGGCCUUGACUUCUGGGCCGUCACCACGGUGGAAGAAGGUUCCGGCGAGGAGUGACGGAAAAGUGCUCCAGCUCGGGUAAACUUGCCAGGCCUCACGCGCGUAUUCUCUUCUUUUUUCUUUUUUUUUUUGCAAUUCUGGCGGCCGCAGAAAGAACCACAGAUGGAGAAUGGCAUCUGCCGAAGUCUCCCUGACUAUGGAGCGGGAUUUGCGACUGGGAGUGGAGAUGGUGGAGCGGAAAUAAAAGAAAAAAAAUGACAAGAACAAGACAACAGCACAGCCAUCGCUGUGACUAAUCCUUCUCUGAGACUGAGUUCUCUCACACGAUUUUAUACAUUAUGCUUAACUUUUUGGAUUUUUUUUUUUUUGCCUAGAUUACAACAGGAUUUUCUUUGUCUUCAGAUAUAUUUUUUUGUUAAUGAGUAACUUAGAAGAAAGGGGAUGAUUAUGGGGAACAUGGGUUGUUAGCCAAACAUGAAGCGAAAGCGAUCUUGUCCAGCUGGUAACUCUCUGUGCAUUUUCUCUUAUCUCAUUUGUAAAACUACACAUGGAUGCUGCUGCUUCAUUUUAAUGUUGUGGUAAAAUUGGGGGUUUAUUGUUAGUAUGUCCAAUGCAGAGACAAACAGUCACACAGAGACACCCAUUGAACCCAGCGUUCAACCAACCAUAGCCUGACUUGAGUCAGUAUAAGCCCUAAGCAUACAUAAUCCUGGUGUUGCCCGUUGACACGGAGAUCAUGCAGAUCCCCCUUUAUGUUACGGUACUUUUCAUAACACUGGCUGAGUUUUGCAGCCUUGUCUUACCUGGAAACGAAACAGAUCAGACAUAAUGUGCUUUGUGAGUGUCUUGUGCUCCUCUGGAAGUCUUAGAGGUGUUGGUCAGGCUAAAUAAUUGGGUGUUGAUAAAAAUAUAAACAUAGGCUCUUAGUCAACAUGUCUCCUGUCCUCGUGUGCUUGGUUAGAAGAUGUUCUGAGUGCCUCACAGACAACAUCCUUAGUCUGGGUUUCACCGACCGAUACAGGGUGACACAGAAAAUGCUACCAAAAAAACAGAAUAACAAUUACUAAGCAUUAUACUGAACAUUGGGGAUUUUAUAACAACAGACACCUCAGAUUGGACAACUGAAAGGGUCUCAUUAUAUAUUAAUGUGCCACAGAAAGGCCUUGUGGAGAAGCCCUUGAUGUUAGCUGUGAUCUUCAAGGUUUGCGGGUCGCAGUCCUGUUGCCAUAUGGCAUCUGCUGUGUUUAUUCCAUGCAGCGUUCUUGGCCAAGUCAGCUUACGUGAUUGAAAUUUUGACUUCCUGGUUUGUUCUGGUGGUUCCACCUCAGAGGUUCUUAACAUAGGGUUCUGGUUUUUGCUGCUAAUGUUUUACCAUGUAUGAAAAUGAAGACAGAUGAGUGAGGUGGAGAGAGGCAGCUUUUUGCAAAACGUUUUUGGUUGCUGGUAAGUUGUUGCUGUGAUGAUAAUAAUGGAUUGCAGCAUUAAGGUGGAUUGAACCCUGCCUGACUUUUCCUUCUGUGUGAGUCACGCACUUUCCCACAUGGACUACAUGAACAGUCCUACUUCAGUGGCGUUGACGAUGCAAGGAAAUGGAGACAUUUUGAUGGAGAGGCCAAUGCGUCAAAAUGUAAUUCGGGUUGCACAAUGUGACCAAGAAUUACCACUACUUAUUCAAAAAAAAAAAACAUAACUACCCCUUCUGUAUUUCAUCUUCUUAUUUUGAGCAUCUUGCAUUGAGCAAAGGGCUUUUAUGAUGUUUACAUACCAGAAGAGAACAUGAGAAAACACCUACAGGUUACCAUAAACUCACAAAUAAAGACACGCUCUUACACUUGUGCCCAUACGCAUGUACAAAGGCCUUGGUCCCUCAGCUAGAAUGACAUAUUAAGAAUGAGCCUCAGAAGAUCUGACACUUCUCUCAUGUUUUGCUUUACAAGAAGUAAGAAGAAUGCAGUUUGAAAGGCAUUCAGCUAUGCCUGGAGGUUAGAUAUAAGGGCUGUAUUUUUUCCUGUUUGUUUCAAACAGUCUUUGGUGGUGUGAGGUUACAGGUGCUUGCAGGGCACAUAACAGAGAGGAACAAUCAACAAAGUUAGCGCAUUAGCACGCACGAAACCUUAGUAUGAUGUGGUCACUGCGCAUGGAAUCGCAUUUAAACCAGCAUCAUGGAUCUCAGAACAUGGAAUUUCUACUUUUUAAUAGUUAAGCAUUACUGCUACAAGUGUAAAAUUGCUAAACUGAUAUAUAAUAAAGUCUAAAAAUAAAAGGAAAUCUGAAACGCUAAAUGAACAUUCCUGCCCUUAUAAAUAUUAUUUAGCCAGCAUUUAUGAAUGCAAUGUCAAAAGUCAUUUUUUUAAACUGUACAUCGGAGUAAAGAAAGUUUAACAUAUACUCUGGCGCUUUUAACUGACUAUGUGUUUUGUAAAUAAAAUGAGAGGUGAUUUUUGCCAAGGAAGCAAUACCAUGUGGUCAUUCCUCUGUAGCAAAAAGCCCCCAUUUAGGUUCCUGUUUGUCUGAUAAACCUGCCUACUCAGUUCACUCCUCUCCGUUUUCAUCUAUAUAUUUGUUUUUAAUCUACCUCUCUCCAACAAAGGACGGCGACUCAGCACGUGUCCCGGCUACUCACAUCGACCAGACGGAAAACAAUAGCACAGAUCGCGAUUACCCCAAUGCUCGUUAAAACUAUUGUGUCACACACUGCACCUCAGCCCCGCAGAUCGCACGGUUUUUGAUAUGAUAGAGAUGUGGUGGGGCGGAAUAGUUUUUUCUUUAUUUUUACCAGUCAGCUGGUGGAAGCGCCAGAGCUCGAGGUGAUUCAUUUGUCUCAGUGCGUCGCUCUCAAAGCAGAGUGACGGAAGCUGGCUACAGCAGUAUUUUACACAGGACUGAGAUUCUUAAGCUAUGCAAAUGAAAGCUUGGUCAUCAUCAUUGCCCGUUUAACAGUAAUGAAACUGCUAUAGAACACAUAAUAGUCGGUAACUUGUUUUCCGUAAGUGUGGGAGGGUGACUUAAUAAAAAUUGAGAAAUUAAGGAUACUGAAUACAGCAUGAUGGACGAUGUAGACUAUGGGUAUUUCCUGUUAAAUUCACGUUCAGGGUAUGAAUAAGUAAAAAAAAAAUCACCAAAGGCCCUACGGGAUUUUUAUUAAGCUGGGGGCAUAAGAUGGGCCAUAAUUCAUAAAGAGGAACCAACCUAAUCAUUAGCCAAUGAUAUGUUUAGAAUUGGUGAAUGACAGGAGAGGGGGCACCCCAGGAGCGAAUCAUCUUUCAGUUUGGCCCACUGAUCCGUGACCCUGCCCCUGUAUGAGCCCUUGUACAGGAGAAAUACUGGUUCUGAGAUCAAGGGACAUGGGACCUAUUGAUGAUUUAAGAGAGAUCAACAAAAAGUAUAUUCCCAUGCACAUUCCUUGGGAUUAAGGGAGAGCUGCACGAUAUUACGAUUCUGCUGAAAUUAACCCUGUUGUUUACACUGCAAGCAUGAAAGAAACGACAUAGUUUAUGGUUCUGAUUUCAUUUGUAUGUAUGUUUCGAUCUCCUUGUUUUGUGUGUGCUUUAAAUAUUUGCCUUGAUUUAUUGAACCUUGUGAAAGCCAUUGCAGAAGCCCAGCUGAAAGACGUCCCCCCCCACCUCGCACAACUUCUUUACAUUAAGCAGGCAUUUAGCAGAAUCCGAGACACUGCACUAACUAUGCAAAUGUCUCUGUAAAGUUCACUGUAGCCAAGCCAACGCAAAACAGUCCGGAAUGCAAUUUGCCGACAACCUUUUCUCGGCCUGAAGUGGAAGUUUUCAUUUAAGUUUAUACAUAGUGUAUAUUGGGUGGGUCACACUCGUUUUAUCCAGUACACAGCUUUCAUGAAUGAAUGUAAAAAUGAAUGCCUACUUAAUGCAAAGUGCUACCAAAAAGUAAAACAAAAAUACAAUCAAAAAAUAUCAUGUUCGCGGAAAUGUGUAUUUUUUUAAUAUUCAUUGACAGUAGGGACAGUCGUUUCGUGUUGUCAUUUGGGUAAGCGAUUUUUGGAUUUUAUUUUAUUUUUUAACUGUUAUUUUAUAAAUCCUGUUGAUCUAUGCACUGCAGUCUUUUCUGUUUUAGAUAUGCUACAAGAUCGCUACCUAACUUUUUUUUUUCUUUUCUCUUUGGUCACUUUCAUUUCGUUUAUUUUUAUGACGC
This is a messenger RNA of Brienomyrus brachyistius, 6522 nucleotides long. Its product is annotated as NALCN channel auxiliary factor 1-like. Lineage: Eukaryota; Metazoa; Chordata; Actinopteri; Osteoglossiformes; Mormyridae. The transcript is spliced from 3 exons. The record is from RefSeq and is a predicted model, not a curated record. Bases 1231 to 2415 code for a protein of 394 amino acids. Gene Ontology annotation, biological process: calcium ion import across plasma membrane. Gene Ontology annotation, cellular component: plasma membrane. Gene Ontology annotation, molecular function: stretch-activated, monoatomic cation-selective, calcium channel activity.